AUGCAGGUCCGCAUGCUGCUGUGCCUCGCGCUGGCUGCGCUGCACGUUGAAGGCCUUCCGCUCCUCUCUCAACGCGACCAGCUCGCCACCACGGACAGCAUUCAUCUUCCUGGCGCCGCUGCUGCCCGCGCGUACCAGGCCGAGGUGUCGGCUGCCGAUGCCAAAGAGGUCCUUGGCGUCUAA
Messenger RNA from Cordyceps fumosorosea ARSEF 2679, 183 nucleotides. RefSeq lists its product as hypothetical. The coding region runs from base 1 to 183 and encodes 60 amino acids. The transcript is spliced from 2 exons. The record is from RefSeq and is a predicted model, not a curated record. NCBI's taxonomy places the organism in Eukaryota, Fungi, Ascomycota, Sordariomycetes, Hypocreales, Cordycipitaceae.